CUCUGCAGAGGGGAUGCUGUAGAGAAGCAGAAAACACACCACAAGGUAUUUCAAAAGCUCGAGAGCAGAGAGUCAAAAUGACGGCCAUCGAGAGUAAAGAGGAGAUCAGUGACACUGACAGUGGGAUUAUCUUGCACUCUGGUCCAGACAGCCCCACGUCCCCUGUGAAGGACCUGACCACCCACACCAGAGCUCUGAAGCUGAAGCACCAGUCUCUGGAGGAGCGUCUGGAGCUCUGCCUGCUGGAGCUGAGAAAGCUCUGCAUCAGAGAGGCAGAGCUGACUGGUUCGCUACCCUCAGAUUAUCCUCUGAUGCCCGAUGAGAAGCCACCUCGGGUCAGAAGGAGGAUUGGAGCUUCCUUCAAGCUGGACGAAGGUCUGAUCCAUCUGGAUAAACAGGAUACCGAGUUGCAAGCGCUGGAAACUGACUUGGCCCUUCAGCAGCAGAUUUAUGAGGCGGCCCGCAAACUCUCCCUUGAGGGCAACCUCAGUAAACCACAGAAGAAGAGCCGGCUCCAGCAGUGCAAGAGGGAGGAGAAGAAAGUGAAGGAUCUGCAAGAGGCCGUGUUCCAGCACAGGAUCAAAAGCGAGUGCAACUCACCGCACAUCAACAACUCAACCAGUCAAAACAAAGAUCUGAGUGUGUCUGAUGACAGCUCCCUGUCUGAUGUGGUGGCCCUGGAUGAUGAUGUGGACCCGCCCAGCCCCCUCUCUCCUCCAGUGCUGGGCACUUCCUAUUCAGAACCCCUUCAGCUGUCAGCCAAGACCCUGCCGUCAUCCCAGCAGUCAUCAAGCCAGCUCAGUGUGGAGUAUGAGCGCUCUCCCAUCCAGAACUCUCCAUGGAAGGAGUCCAGUCUGGACCAGCCGUACCAGAAGGUCACAAAACCUCAGUCUGCUUGCAGCAGCAGGUCCAGUAGUCCAGCAGGAACCCAGGUGUCGGCAGAGAGCAGCAGGAUUCCUCUCUCUCAGUUUAUAAAGAACUCAGCCCUGUAUCACAACCACUCCACCAGUGCCCCCUCCACCCCGGAGCUGCACGUACGUCGUCAGUACUCCCAGUCCUUCAGACUUCCCAAAAGUAAGCCGUCUGUGGACAUGGAGCGCCUCAGCUCAGACAGCAGCCGAGGGCGAGCCAGGCUGCCCCAGCGGCACUGCGUGGCUGAUUUGAUGGUGCGUUCUCCGGAGUACUCUCCCCUGCGUCCGUACCAGUCCAGCUCUGAAGACAGCAGCUCGGAGCACUCCUCCUCCUCCUACAUCAGCUCCCCUGGCAGGGAUGGACCCACUGAGAUCCCAAAGCUCUGCCCGCCUCCUUAUGGAUUCCACCUUGGAGCACAGAAAAAAGGACUCUCCAGCUUCUCCAGCUCACACAAGAACACCAGCCAGUCUCAGCCCAGCCCUGGCUAUGUCAAGGCCAUUACAGAAGAUGGCCCCCUCUCCCCUCAAGACCUGGACCUGGGGAAAUGCUUCCUGUCCUCCCCUCCUGUGGCACGCAGCCAUCAGCAAAGACAGUGGCAGGAGGGAGCGUCGUCCCCGAGGAGAAUCCUAAAGCCCCCUCCACCUUACACCAGGCUGGUGCGAACACCCUCGCUGAAGGAGUACCCGAACCACGCCAUUAGGCUGAUGCCCAGGGAGAUUGUAUCAGAGGAGCUGAAGUCCUGGCACCAGAGGAAUCAGCUGCAGAAGUUGCGACCAAGCUGCGGAGAUCAGCUGAGCUCCCUCGGUUUCAAAAGCCCCACUUCACCUCACCUGCAUCCAUUUAAACAGGGGUCAGGUAAUGUGAUUCUCCAGAGAGCUGCAGACGGGACUCCAGUCCAGUGGUUUGUGGCUGAGGAUGCUGAAAUCGUGAGCCAGGUGUAGCUGAGACCUCUGCUCCUCUGCAGUAUGUUCAGUAGGAUGUAUGCUAUUCCUUUCUAUUUAUCUCUAUAUUUAUUAAGUCUUUAGACUCUCUGUGAGAUCGUAUGUUGACAUGAUGCAGAAAACACGGACCUAUC
Messenger RNA from Seriola dumerili (greater amberjack), 1987 nucleotides. RefSeq names its product chromosome unknown C1orf106 homolog (gene inavaa). The record is from RefSeq and is a predicted model, not a curated record. Bases 78 to 1853 code for a protein of 591 amino acids. The transcript has 10 exons. Gene Ontology annotation, biological process: adherens junction maintenance; positive regulation of protein ubiquitination. Lineage: Eukaryota; Metazoa; Chordata; Actinopteri; Carangiformes; Carangidae.